UCCAACGGAAGUGUAAAUCCGCAUGGCUUUCUCCUGAAGCUUGUUGUAGAUAUACAAACGCCUCACGCCAGACUUCUUUGUGACAACAUCUCCCACUCCUACGCAUCAGUAAUGUAGGAGGAAGCAAUGGCUGUGCGGAUGCAAGGUCUUCGCUUGCUGCUUCACUGCAACCCUUUCGAAUCCCAUCAGCAACUUUAGUGACCUGAUCAAAAUGUUCCGGGUGCAACAUGACCGGCGGAACGUUUAAAUGGGGAUGCUUGCACUCCACCCGGGUCAGAAUGCCGUGAGGGACAGGCGCGCUGCACUAUGGCGUUCAGUUUGGGCGGUGGGAGCUCCGGAACCACUGGAUUUUCUUUUGGUUCUUUUGGUGCCAAAACCACGGCACAGCCCAGUUUUGGUUUCGGAACCACCACCACAACAGCUGCUUCAGGAUUUGGAGGUUUUGGCACAUUUGGGACCGCUACCACCACCAGUGGGCAAACAGCAGGAUUUCCUUUUGGAGCAUCAACAGGUUUUGGUGGGCUUGGAGCUGCUACAGCCAGUAGCUUUAAUUUUGGGGGUUUCGGACUAAACGCUAACACUGCAAUUGGCUUAAAUAUCGGAAGUUUUGGUGCAGCUACAACCACAGCUUUUGGUUUUGGUAGUGGUGGCUUGGCUGGCACAGGUGGUUUUGGAGGGUUUGGCACAACCACGACAGCUGCUCCUGCUUUCAAUUUCUCAGCAACACCUGCCAAUACAGGGGUAACAGGCCUUUUCCAGAACACAGCGAAUAAAGGCUUUGGGUUUGGUGGUGGUUUUGGCACGGGUACUGGCACAGGUCUGACAACCGGCUUAGCAGCUGGCUCCACAUUUGGAGGGUUUGGUGGCUUUGGUACUCAGCAACAGCAGCAAGUUGGAGGACUCCUUGGACAGGCGAUACAGCCUCCGACACAGUCAGCUCAACUGAUCAACACAGCAAGCGCCCUUUCUGCACCAACUCUACUGGGGGAUGAGCGCGAUGCUAUUUUGGCAAAGUGGAACCAGCUACAGGCAUUCUGGGGAACGGGGAAAGGUUACUUUCACAAUAAUCUGGCUCCUGUCGAGUUCACUCAAGAAAACCCUUUCUGUCGGUUUAAGACUGUUGGUUUCAGCUGCAUACCCAGUAAUAAGGAUGAGGAUGGACUAGUAGCUUUGGCUUUUAACAAAAAAGAGGCUGACAUUCGAAACCAGCAACAAUUGAUCGUAGAAUCUUUGCACAAAAUUCUCGGAGGGUUGCCCCAAAUCAUGGUGAAUGUUGAAGGAAUCCGAGCACUGCCUGAUGACCAAACAGAAAUGGUGAUCUAUGUCGUUGAACGUUUUCCAAAUGGGAAUUCCAGAAGAGUUUCAGUGACAAACCUCUACAGCUCGCUGGAGCAAGCUACCGUAAAGAGUCAUCUGAUGCAGUUAGGAGUGAUUGUCACACUGCCCAGGACAGAACUUUCUCCAGCUCAGAUGAAGCAACUUUUACAGAAUCCUCCUGCUGGCGUUGAUCCAAUAAUUUGGGAGCAGGCUAAAGUUGACAAUCCUGAUCCUGAAAAGCUUAUACCAGUGCCCAUGGUUGGUUUUAAGGAAUUGCUGAGGAGGCUUAAGUUCCAGGAACAGAUGACAAAACAGCAUCAAAGCAGAUUGGAUAUUAUAUCUGAGGAUGUAAAUGAGCUGCAGAAGAACCAGGCUACGACUGUAGCGAAGAUAGCCCAGUACAAGCGAAAACUGAUGGACCAAGCUCAUAAAGUCUUGCAAGUGCUAAUAAAGCAAGAGAUCCAGAGGAAAGCAGGCUAUGCAAUACAAGCAGAAGAAGAACAGCUUCGUGUGCAGCUAGAUACUAUCCAAAGUGAGCUAAAUGCACCCACCCAGUUUAAGGGCCGUUUGAACGAACUGAUGUCUCAGAUAAGAAUGCAGAAUCAUGUUGGAGCUGUCAGAUCAGAAGAGAGGUACAGUGUCGAUGGCGAUCUCUUGGGCGAAAUCAAGCAGCACCUGAAGUUGCAGCAGGAAGGUCUGACUCAUUUGAUCAGUGUCCUGAAGGAAGACUUGGAGGAUGUGAAGCUAAUUGAGCAGGGCCUUAAUGAGAGUGUUCAUGUUCGCCGUGACCUUUUCAGUUGAUGGCCUUUCUGGAAUAUCACUGUGGUUAAGGCUUUUCUUCCCUCCUAACCAAACUGUUUCCGGGUCUGUCCCACCUGCACAAAUGAUUUAGCACCUCCAUAUUGGUGUGGACUGGAGAAAGAAAUGUUGUUGCCAUUCUUCAUUAAACGCUGCAGUCACCUCUGAUAAAUCUGUAGCUUUGGGGAUCCUAUUGAAAGCACCCAGCUGCAAAACUUUGCAAGAGAUUAGUGACUGUUGAGUGACGUUGUUUUGCAUGUCCAAAGGCAUAACUUAGAAACUGCUGUGUGUACAUUCGUGAUGAAUGUUUGAAAUGAAUGUUGUUCACUGAAGAACGACCUACUUUAAUGUAGAUUUUAACCUGUUGAAUAUGUAAUUAGCAUUUAUUCAUCAAAGUUGCAAAUAGUAGUUUCUGGAUUCAUAUCUCCACUUUUCUUUCGGAUUUUUGUCAAGUGUAUAAAUAUGAAGAUUUUCCUGUUCUGUGCAAUCGGUUGGGACAGAUGUGUUUUUAAACGCUGCUAAUAAUCAGACUUGCAUUGAACAGGAACGCCUGUAUCAGUACUGAUUAUGUCAGAGCCAAAUUGGAGUUUCUUUACAUUUUCAAAAAAAUUAGCGUGCACCUGGACCUUUGCUUGUAUUGAAUGAGUGGGUGUUUGACUCUUUUGAGUACUUCUGAACAACUUGCAUAGCUUGAAAAUGUGACCUUGCUAUGAAUGUGGAAAAUUUGAAGUGUGCUUUAAUGGACAUAAUAAGAGCCCUGGAGACUGGAACCAUGAAUUGAUAAUCAAUGUUAGAUAAUUCAGAGAAGCAGAAAUGCUAGAUAUCCAAACCAAUUUUAUUUUUUGUUAAACUCUUACAAGUGUAUUUAUAAAAUUACAACAAGGAGCAUUGGGUUUGUUUUUGAGAGUUGAUAUUUUUUAAAGUUCAAUCCGUGAUAUUUCUCAUGUUAGUGUGUGCAACUCCUUUCUUAUUCAGCAGCACGUUCAGGUUAGUGCCAGUCAUGUUUACAAAAUAUUGCCUGUGUCAUUUGUGGUCACUUUGAAAUGUACAUCAGUACAAUCUCUUAAUGCUGGAGUAGCAGCGAUGAGCUAUUGGCUAGACCAAGGUCAGGCCAGAUAAGGAUCUGUAGUGAAGAACUACUUUCAGUGUGUUAAAUGUUUGUAAUAAUUAUGCAAAGAGGGAAUAAAUUCUAAAUAAACAAUUUGAUUUAAUAAUCCUCCA
This is a messenger RNA of Chiloscyllium plagiosum (whitespotted bambooshark), 3336 nucleotides long. It is a transcript of the gene nup54, whose product is annotated as nucleoporin 54. Gene Ontology annotation, cellular component: nuclear pore; nuclear pore central transport channel. Gene Ontology annotation, biological process: NLS-bearing protein import into nucleus; protein localization to nuclear inner membrane; nuclear pore organization. Gene Ontology annotation, molecular function: structural constituent of nuclear pore. The record is from RefSeq and is a predicted model, not a curated record. NCBI's taxonomy places the organism in Eukaryota, Metazoa, Chordata, Chondrichthyes, Orectolobiformes, Hemiscylliidae.